This is a messenger RNA of Sphaerodactylus townsendi, 4926 nucleotides long. It is a transcript of the gene ACTR1A, whose product is annotated as actin related protein 1A. Lineage: Eukaryota; Metazoa; Chordata; Lepidosauria; Squamata; Sphaerodactylidae. The coding region runs from base 78 to 1208 and encodes 376 amino acids. The record is from RefSeq and is a predicted model, not a curated record. The transcript has 11 exons.
GCACCCUCGCGAGCAUGCGCGCUGCGGCCUGAGCUGUCGCUUCUUUGGUAGUGACUGAGGCGGCGGAGGCGCUCGCCAUGGAGUCCUACGAUGUGAUCGCGAACCAGCCUGUGGUGAUCGAUAAUGGCUCUGGCAUGAUUAAAGCUGGCUUUGCUGGGGAUCAAAUACCCAAGUACUGUUUUCCUAACUAUGUGGGCAGACCAAAGCAUGUUCGUGUCAUGGCCGGUGCAUUGGAAGGUGACAUUUUCAUUGGACCAAAAGCAGAGGAGCACCGCGGCCUCCUUUCUAUCCGUUAUCCUAUGGAACAUGGCAUAGUGAAGGACUGGAAUGAUAUGGAGCGUAUCUGGCAGUACGUUUAUUCAAAAGACCAGCUCCAGACUUUCUCUGAAGAGCAUCCCGUGCUGCUGACAGAAGCUCCACUGAACCCCCGAAAGAACCGUGAACGAGCUGCUGAGGUUUUCUUUGAGACAUUUAAUGUGCCAGCCCUCUUCAUCUCCAUGCAAGCUGUGCUGAGCCUUUAUGCAACAGGGCGAACCACAGGAGUUGUGUUGGACUCUGGGGAUGGAGUGACCCAUGCCGUCCCUAUUUAUGAAGGGUUUGCCAUGCCACACUCCAUUAUGCGGAUUGACAUAGCUGGCCGUGACGUCUCCCGUUUCCUUCGUUUGUAUCUUCGGAAGGAAGGCUACGAUUUCCAUACGUCAUCUGAAUUUGAGAUUGUCAAAACCAUAAAGGAGAGAGCUUGCUACCUGUCGAUCAACCCACAGAAGGAUGAGACAUUAGAAACAGAGAAAGCUCAGUAUUACCUUCCAGAUGGAAGCACCAUUGAGAUUGGCCCUGCCCGAUUUCGAGCCCCUGAACUGCUGUUCCGACCAGACCUGAUUGGAGAGGAGUGUGAAGGACUCCAUGAAGUUCUGGUGUUUGCAAUUCAGAAAUCUGAUAUGGACUUGAGGCGAACGUUGUUCUCCAACAUUGUGCUCUCCGGAGGCUCAACACUCUUUAAAGGUUUUGGUGAUAGGCUUCUGAGUGAAGUGAAGAAACUGGCCCCCAAGGAUGUCAAAAUCAGGAUAUCUGCUCCUCAAGAGAGAUUGUAUUCUACGUGGAUUGGUGGUUCCAUUCUGGCUUCUCUGGAUACCUUUAAGAAAAUGUGGGUUUCCAAGAAAGAAUAUGAAGAAGACAGUUCCCGGGCGAUCCACCGGAAAACCUUCUAACCCAGGUGCAUCCUGGGGUCUCCUUGGAGAUUUGUUCUUGUUCUCAACUCACUUUUCUGAGUCCGAGUGUCUGAGGAGCUCCACGUUUGUGUGUGUACGUAUGGGUGGAUGGUGGCAACAUUCUCUGGAUUUUCCCAGAGCAAGAGGAAAGGCAGGGUUUUGACUUGACUUUUGAUUGCUCUUGUGGGAGGCAGAUGAGAAAUUGGAAUGAACCUUGUUGGAACAUGUUCUUUUUCAGUUGGUCCUUGAACUUUUGGGGAGGGAGUGCAUUUCUCACGGAAGAUGGGAAAAGGAUGGCUUAGAAACUGACCAGCUAAGCGGAUGGAAACAUGAGUAUUUGUAAACCAGUCCAUACUUGGCUCCAGUCAGUCUAGGAAUGUGAGCCAGAUUGAAGAUCUGUCAUGGAAACUCUGAGCAGAGAAACUGUCUUGUCACCUGUCUCCAUUGCUCAGCAGUUGUUUUGUUAGUUUAUAGAAGGACCAUUUUUCUCCCUGUCCCUUUUUUUUAAACCCAAAAGAGAAUAAGCACAUCCUAAGCUGUUAAACUCCACUUACUUCUGUAUGUGUGCAAGUGUGUUAAAUCCUGAGGUUGAUACUUGAGAAUCUGAACCGUGACAGGAUGAUUGGAGCAGUUUAUUUUAGGAUCUAGUUUGUAAUGCAUGGCGUAGAACAGGAACACCCUUCCUCUGAUCUGUUAUAGACUAUCCUUGUCCUAGCAUCCUGUAGUGGAGACAGACGCCUGUCGUGCAGCCAAGUGUUUCUUGACCCUUCUCCCUCCCCUCAUCAUCCUGCCUCAUGUGUACUUUAAAGAUGUAGUGUUGAUGCUUUCCGUAUCAGCCAAAACUUCAUACCUAGGCUGUGUCCUCUGCACACAGGGCUAUUCAACCAUCCUUGCAGGGAAGCCAGGUAAUGGUUUUAGAACUAUUUUAUUUAUUGAAAAACUUUUAUGGCAACUGAAUUAUUAACUACUAGACCAAUUGUUUGUUUCCUGUUUUCUCUUUCGCACACAAGCCUAUUAUGGUAUCUCCCCCCAAAUAUUGUUUAACACUAACACUGACAUGUUAACAGUAUAAUUAUUUAGUACUGUUGGGUCAGCUACGCAGCCUCUCCCUCUUGGAGUACCUUGUUACUGCUGGAGGAGCUGUUUUUCAUGAAUGUACCACAGGAGGGAACAAUACUUCGUACUGGAAUCCUUCAGACAUUGAGUAGUGACCUCCUGAGGGCGGCGGCCAUUCCAGAGUUGGAGACCUUUCUGCACUUACAGAAAUGGAAAGGGUCAUAUGUCUGCUUUGAAUUGAGAAUUUUGUUUUUAUACGGUUUUUUUUAAUACAUAUGUUUUGGUGCUUCUGAUUUUAAGCUUUUAAAAAAACGGCUGCUGCUAAAAACCAAAUACUGUAUAUUGUUUGCCAUUUUAAGUAUUAGAAAACAAUGCAGCAGUAUUAGAAAACAAUGCAGCAAGAUUCUAGCUUUGUGACUACCUAUAGCUAAAUUGUGGCAGAAAAAAAACACUGCAAUAGGAAUUGGGGGACUUGAUCUCCCAGAUGCUGGCAAAGCGUUGUCCUGUGUGCUACUGACCGUCGCUGUCUUUUGGAUGUGGUCCAGUUUGUCUUUUGGUGGUAAGCCUUUAUUUUACUCUUGGAGGUGUUCAGAAAACCUCUUCAGGGGUGAAUAGGCACGUGGCCUAUCUGUUUCAAGAGCUGUGUGGAGGGGGAAAGCUCAUUCUCUGUUCUGCAGAGACAAUGUGAUCUUGUGUGUUGUGCAGUGGCUCUCACAGUGUCUUCAGAAAAACAAAACCCCAGACUAAGUCCUUGCUGCUGAAAAUAUGAAAUUAGUAGUUCCAUCCUAAGUAUAUUUAUACAUGUCUAAGUUAAGUCAACUGGCUGAGAAAGGAAUAACACUGGUUUAGGAUUGCACUGUAGAAUUGGCACCCUGUUCCCUAGGUCCUUCCUAGUAUAAGAGCAGAUGAACCAGAGUGGCUACUGGAACUGUCAGGUAUUGUUUCAGGAUAACUGGCUGGUUCUUGGAAAGGAAAAAUGGAAGACAUAAAGGUGAACUGUGUGAGAGUGGCUUAAUGAUCUCACUGUAACUCAUCAUAUUUGGUGUUUACCUAAAGGAUAUCUGUUACUUCCUUGAUUUCUCUUCCUACAAGGAAGAUGAUCUUAGAUUGAGUAGUGACAUGUUUUUAUGAGCAGUAUCACCACAGCCAUUUCCCCUUAUCUUUAGGUCCAAGUAGCAUGGCCAGUCAGGAGACUCAUUGUGAAAAGGUGGGAACAUUCUAUCCAGGCAAUAAAUCCAAGAGAAGGAUUGGCACAUGAUUCUGUAGUAUUGCUGUAUAUAUUUUUUUUGUUCUGUAACUAUGCCUGGUGUCUGAGUCUGCUGGAAAAAUGAAUUGCUGAAGCACUGAGAGUAGGCAUGAAGUCACUCUGCAGUAACAUUCUCAGACCCUCAUUUUUUAAAACCACACUCAGUGCUGACAGAUAGAAAUGGGAUAUCUGUGUGCAUUUAUAAUAUUUUAAGUAAAAUGUCAUGGAUUUGCUCAUCUCAGAUGUACCCAGAGCAUCUUACAGUGCAAUCCUAUGCACAGUUAGUUCAAUCUAAGCCUAUUGAUUUUAAAGGGCCUAGACUAGGGUAACUCUGCAAAGGAUUGCCCUGUGGGUCAACUGUGUUGCUAGGAGAGCGUAGCAUGUCCGGUGACUUUAGAAAGUUGUCUUCUAAUCCACAGUUGUCUUAUCCAAUGGUUGUAUUAAUGCCACUUCAUUUUGUUUUGUAUUAAUUCAGAGUGAAAUGAAGUUUCUCUUGUAAUAAGCCCAGUAGUUCUAGUGGUGUUCAGACCUUAUCAUGUUCAGCUGGAUUUAAAGGUUUGUUAUAUCAUUGGCUAAGAAGCUGGUUUGCAUUGAUACUUAGAGGUUCUGCCUAGUAAGCCUAUCAUUACUAUGGCAGAUACUAAGGCUAGAGUGGCUGAUCUGAAUUUGCAGGCAAGCAGAUUCUUUGCUUUAGCAUACUGUGUUUGUUAGCAACAGCUUGUAGCUCUUAAACUGUUUGGGGUAUUUUUGCCAAGAGCACUGAAUGGUAGACAAGGGAUGACUUUUCAUGGACCAAGGGGAUAAUCCUGAUUACUAGCUUGUCCAUUUAUGAGACUUACAGACUGUCACCUGAAAUGUUUUCUGGAGGACCAUACUACGGCCUUCUCCUAUAGGUAAGGGAGUCUGGCUUGCCUUAUGAUACAGGAAUGUUGUGUUUUAAUUGAACUGUCUAGGUUUCUGGUAUUUUAGAGGCCUUGAUUUUUAUCUGGAGUUAAGUGUCUUUCUCUCCAUUCUAGUAGUUGCAUGAAAACAAAGGCAUUUGUACUUUUAAAGAAAUUUCCAAUUGUUCUAACAGGGAAUAGUUACUAAAAAUUCAGAGCCAGUGAAUGGCACCUUAUACUGGUAGAAGUGACAGUGAGCAACUCUUGGCUUAGUGUAGUCCGUGUUUAGGUUGGUAGGUAUGGGGAAAUAGAAGGAAUAUGAGUAAAUUUUGAAGUUGGUUUCUACCCCUCCUUUAAUUCCUUGUGACUUUUUUUCUUGUUUUGACAUUCAUUUUCUGAAGCAGCAAUGUUGACAAACUGACAGGUGCUUUUUACAAUCUAGCAUUGGUUCUAUCUGACAUUGUACUUUGUACUUAUGUGCAAACCACUGCUGGAUGCUGCCCAACAUACUUAAAUAAAGUUGUUAAUCUAUAAA